Messenger RNA from Actinia tenebrosa (Australian red waratah sea anemone), 1838 nucleotides. Its product is annotated as dehydrogenase/reductase SDR family member 4. NCBI's taxonomy places the organism in Eukaryota, Metazoa, Cnidaria, Anthozoa, Actiniaria, Actiniidae. The record is from RefSeq and is a predicted model, not a curated record. Gene Ontology annotation, molecular function: carbonyl reductase (NADPH) activity.
GCCUGUUCUAUUUGUCCAAAAGUAAGUCUUUUGGAUCAAGUAUCAGCAAUGUUCAGACCAUUAUAUAGAAUAGCAUCUUCUGUUCACCUGAAGGCCCUGAGAAUGUGUAGCACAUCAGCAUUAAGUAGACGUCUAGAUGGUAAAGUUGCUGUUGUUACUGCAUCUACUGAAGGGAUUGGUCUUUCCAUUGCACAGCAGCUGGGGAGAGAUGGUGCAAAGAUUGUUGUUAGUAGUCGCAAGCAAGACAAUGUUAUAAAAGCAACUGCUGCCUUAGAGAAGGAGGGAAUUGAUGUACUUGGUAUCAUGUGUCAUGUUGGGAAAUCUGAACACAGAAAGAAUCUUGUUCAAAGGACACUGAGCCAUUUUGGAGGAAUAGAUAUUUUAGUCUCCAAUGCAGCAGCAAAUCCUGUGUUUGGUUCUAUUUUACAGACUUCUGAAGAGGCAUGGGAUAAGAUUUUUGAAGUUAAUGUCAAAUCUUCCUUUCUUCUUGCCAAAGAGAUGGUGCCGCACAUGGAAAAAAGAGGAGGGGGAUCCAUCGUAUUUAUUUCAUCAAUAGGAGGAUACCACCCUCUACAGGGUCUUGGUGCAUAUUGUGUGAGUAAGACAGCAUUAUUUGGCCUGACUAAAGUCCUUGCUACAGAAUGUGCUGAUUUUGGGGUCAGAGUCAAUUGUGUUGCUCCAGGCAUCAUUAAGACAAGGUUUAGUGCAGCACUCUGGAAAAAUGAGGCAAUGCACGAAGAAGUAGCCAAGCAAAUCCCUCUAAAAAGGUUGGGAAAGUCAGAGGAAGUAGGAGGAACAGUCUCUUUCCUGUGCUCUGAUCAAGCAUCUUAUUUAACGGGAGAAACCAUCGUGAUAGGUGGUGGUAUGACAAGCAGGCUGUAGCACAAGCAAAAAAAGACUUGUUGCUCAAGGCCCUGUUACCCUGUGCAAUUUUACCAGCAACCUGUAUUGUUGUGACACAAUAUUUAAUGGAAACGCAAUUGUGACAAGUUGCAGGGGUUUAUAGUAGUAACAGUAGUUUUAUAGUAGUAACAAUGAAUUCCUAAUUAAGAUCCUGAAUUCACUUGGGUGACCAUUAAACAAUAGCUCCAAGUUGAGGUUGGACCUGAAGCUAGUGCUCAAUACAUUCACUGUGUAACCAUGGUCACGCAAGUGAAUUACAUAUCUUUUUAGAGUAUACCUAUUAAAAAAACCAGAAUAAAUUCUAGAAUAGAAUAAUUCCACCAUCAAGCUGCACUCCUGAUGCAUAUUUACCAAUGUCACACAACAAAAAUACUAAAAAGCACUACAAUUUUUUAAGGGAGCUUAUUAAUUAGUAUAUUUAUGUGUACACUUUAUUAAUAGAUUAGAAGAUAAGGAGCAGGCGUAGCUCCGUUAGUGCGUGACCUUCAGAGCUUGAGGUCCAAAGUUCGAUUCUUAGGAUCUCAACGUCUGUUUCGACUUCUGUCUAAUCCGUGUAGCUUCAGAUUAAAUACUCUUAAAACAGAGCACUGAUGGAGAGAGGGGUAAAGUGUGCACCGUUGACUUCCAUUGAUAGCAGUUGAAAUUCAACUGAACGAACUACUGUCGUUAAAUAUUACUUUACCUUUACCUUUUUAGAAUACAUUCAUUUUCAAACCCUAGAAGCGUGCUACCUAACUAUUACUAAAAAGUGCUAUAAAUUAUGCUAAUUCUAUUGUUUAAUUAGUGCUAAGAAAUGCAAAGUGUUGCGGGCUUGCAGUGUUUGUCCUCUAUUCAUAAACAUUAGUACAUUAGUAAGAAAGCAAAGUUUUAGAUUAUAUAAUGUUGACUAUAGGAGAAAUGGCAUUAAAUAUAAAUUUUAAUAUUUUGAAUAUUUU